Molecule: messenger RNA, 1464 nt
Organism: Magnusiomyces paraingens
Lineage: Eukaryota; Fungi; Ascomycota; Dipodascomycetes; Dipodascales; Dipodascaceae
Exons: 1
Coding region: 1-1464 (487 amino acids)
Biological process (GO): maturation of SSU-rRNA from tricistronic rRNA transcript (SSU-rRNA, 5.8S rRNA, LSU-rRNA)
Cellular component (GO): nucleolus; small-subunit processome
Molecular function (GO): protein binding
Source: RefSeq, a predicted model, not a curated record
AUGAAAAUUAAAACUAUUAGCAGAUCAUCUGAUAAUUACCUGCCGGUGCGUGCGGACGACUCACAGCGCCUGCCGCGAAACCUGGAUCCGGCCCUACACCCUUUUGAGCGAGCUCGUGAGUACACGCGCGCUCUGAACGCCACGAAGCUGGACCGCGUAUUUGCGCAGCCAUUUGUGGGGCAAAUGGGUCGUGGUCACAUUGACGGUGUGUACUCGAUUGCUAAGAACACACGAACUCUUGCACACGUUGCGACAGGAUCCGGCGAUGGUGUGGUGAAACUGUGGGACCUGGCGUCACAAGAAGAAGCGUUAUCUGUGCAAGCACACUCAGAUAUUGUGAGAGGCAUGACAGUAGACCUUGAGGGAAAUUUGCUGUCGUGCUCAGCAGAUAAGACAGUUAAAUUGUGGGACGUUGCUGGAGCAGUUGCAACAAAGGAGGAUCACAUUGGAAGCCGCCGAUACGUCAAGGGAGGUGGUCAAGGAACUGGAGGCGCGUCGGAGGACGAGAUCAAGCCGCUGGCUACAUACAAAGGCACUGGAGCAUUUAUGGGAGUUGACCAUCAUCGAGACGAGCCCAAGUUUGUUACUGCAGGUGACAGCGUUGAACUUUGGGACAGUUCGCGGUCGAACCGGGCGGUUGCAAAUUUGAGUUGGGGUGCUGACAAUGUGUCAACUGUCAAGUUUAAUAUGACUGAAACUUCUGUUGUUGCUACAGCAGGUAGUGAUCGUUCGAUUGUGUUGUAUGAUAUCCGAACAUCGACACCUGUGCAAAAACUGGUCACAACACUGCGCACCAAUGCUCUGGCAUGGAAUCCAAUGGAGGCUUUUAUUUUCUGUGCUGGUAGUGAGGACCACAAUGUGUAUCUGUAUGAUAUGCGGAACCUGGACAAGGCACAAAACGUGAUGAAAGAUCAUGUUGCUGCUGUUAUGGAUGUUGAUUUUGAUCCCACUGGACAGGAGAUUGUGAGUGCCAGUUAUGAUCGGACGUUGCGAAUUUACCGGCAACGGGAAGGCCACUCUCGGGACAUUUAUCACACGAAGCGGAUGCAGCAUGUAUUUUGCGUGCGGUUUACUUCUGACUCCAAGUUUAUAGUGAGUGGUAGCGAUGACGGCAAUGUGCGGCUGUGGCGCCGCAAUGCGAGCGAGCGGGUUGGAAUUAUGAAUGCGCGGCAGUUAUCCAAGAAGAAUUACGACGACGCGCUCAAGGAGCGGUACAAGCAUAUGCACGAUAUUCGCAGAAUCUCAAGACACAGACAAGUUCCGAUUGCAGUCAAGCGUGCUAAGGAUACGAAACGUGAAGAGUUGGCUAAAAUUAAGCACAAGGAGGACAACUUGCGGAGAAACUCAAAGAAAGGUACUGUGCCAUAUGUUCCUGAACGUAAGAAGCAUAUUUUGGGAACUGCGAUUAAUAACGAUCAGCAGCAGCAAGAUGCUGAAAAUAAUGAAGAUUAUGAUGAAGAAUAA